UUGCUACUGCCGCCCAGCGAGCAGCACUUCCCUGCAGCAGACAGACGAUCCAGAGGCUGGGGGAUCAGUAAAGACACAACCCAACCCGUCUCAGCACAGCUCGGCACAGCCCGGCUCAGACGCUCGAAGAGAGCCUGGGGAGGGGAUACACUGCAACACAUUCACACACACAAACACGCACACGCCGGCGCGCGCGUGCAAUCAGACACACACUCCUCCUCUCUCGCUCUCGUUUUCUCUCUCUCCCUCUCUCACUCUGGUGCUCGGUUCUGCACUGCUCCUUCACUCAUUCGCUGCUGAUUCACUCACUCCCUCGCUUGCCUCUCCUCUGCCAGUCGCUCUGCCUUGCUGCGUUCUGCCUGCCUUCCCCCUGCCCGCCUGCCUGCCUGAGAAUGGUCCAGCCGGUGCCUAAGGGUCUGCUGUCGCGGCCUGUCUGAAUGCGCGCAUAAACACACAGAGCCAGUCGACACACGGAAGCUCACGCACACAGAACUGGAGAGCAAUGUGAGAGAGGAAGUGCCUUCCCUGAUGUCUGCUGCAGCUUUGACCUGCUUCUACAGCUGAAGCUCCAUCCCCCCUCUCCCCUCGCUCGCUCGCUUGCUGCCACAGUUUUAAGAGUAAAGGGACGACCACACCCCCGUUGCUCCACCAUCAGCACCCACUCCAAUAUCAGCCCUACUCACCAGACGACCCUCGCUGCUCACCACCAGCUGAUCAGCCUUACCACAGCACCACCAGGCCCCACAAACAGCAUUUCACCCACCUUGCCUUUCACCAUCGCCUUCAGCCCCUUAAGGCCUCUGUUCAGUCCUCAGUGUCCUUAACCUUCCUGAAGCAGACUAUACAGACUGUCACCUUUGUUGCCUGCUUCACUGCACCCAACCAGAGGGCUCUCUCUUUUGGAUGUUGCAUAAGAGAGUAAGCAAUAAACACAAACAGUGAGGAGGAACAAGUUGGUAGGCUAAGACGUCUCUUGGAUAUCGGACCUUUUGCCAGAUGCUGUUUGCAUUGGGAAAAUGACUCAUUAACGUCCACAGCAAACACUGUCCUGCAGCAUUUCACCAAGGCGUACUUUUCUGAAUGUUUCAUUUCAGCUUAUCACAAGCAGCAACCAUACCAAGGAAGACAUUUAAAACAAAGCAGGACAAUUGUGGAUUAAAACACUAGAAGUACUUUAUCCGCACUUGAACGUAUCUUUGCUAGGAACACCUUUUGCCUGUGUUUUGCCAUGGCCAUGAACAUAGCACACAUCCGUGACACAAAGUGGCUCACACUGGAAGUAUGCCGAGAAUUUCAGAGGGGCACGUGCUCGCGCUCCGACCAGGAGUGCAAGUUUGCCCAUCCGGCGAAGAGCUGCCAGGUGGACAACGGACGGGUGAUUGCUUGCUUCGACUCCCUCAAGGGCCGUUGUUCCAGGGAGAACUGCAAGUACCUGCACCCUCCUCCCCAUCUAAAGACCCAGCUAGAGAUCAAUGGCAGGAACAAUCUGAUUCAGCAGAAGAAUAUGGCCAUGCUGGCCCAGCAGAUGCAGCUUGCCAAUGCUAUGAUGCCCGGCACGCAGCUACCCCCUAUGCCCAUGUUUUCAGUGACACCAGGCCUGGCAACCAACGCCAGCGCGGCAGCAGCUGCUGCCGCUGCAGCCUUUAAUCCCUACCUGAGCCCUGUGUCUCCGAGCCUGAUGCCUCCGGAGAUCCUGCCCAGCACCCCCGUGCUUAUGGCCUCCAGCCCCACCGUCAGCCAAGUUCCCAAUGCUGCUGCUGCUGCAGCCCAGAAACUGCUGAGAACAGACAGGCUUGAGGUGUGUCGGGAGUACCAGAGGGGAAACUGUGCUCGGGGGGAGGGCGAGUGCCGCUUCGCUCACCCUGCAGACAGCACCAUGAUCGACACCAAUGACAACACCGUCACUGUGUGCAUGGACUACAUCAAGGGUCGGUGCACCAGGGAAAAGUGCAAGUACUUUCACCCCCCGGCCCACCUGCAGGCCAAAAUUAAGGCCACCCAGCAUCAGGUGAACCAGGCCACGGCUGCCGCGGCCAUGACUCAGUCGGCUGUCAAAUCACUGAAGCGACCCCUCGACGCAACCUUUGACCUGGGCAUCACCCCUAGUGUCAUGGCUCCCCUCCCAAAGCGGGCGGCUCUGGAGAAGGCCAACGGGGCCACAGCCAUGUUUAACACUGGCAUGCUUCAGUACCAACAAGCCCUGGCCAGCAUGCAGUUUCAGCAGCAAGCUGCUUUCCUCCCAUCAGGCUCAAUAUUGUGCAUGACACCUGCAGCCAGCGUUGUUCCCAUGAUGCACGGUGGUACUCCAGCCACUGUGUCUGCAGCCACCACAUCUGCCACAAGCGUUCCCUUCGCAACUGCCUCCACCAAUCAGGACUCUUCCUUAUCAAAGUUGACUACCAACGAAUACAUGCAAUUGAUUCCAAUAAUAUCUGCAGAUCAUCUGAGUAGUCACAAGUACUUGACUCAAAUGUAGUUCCUCUUAAGAACAAUCAAAUGAAUGUGUGCUGGCACCGUCCAAGCCAAAAGAGUUAAGCCUUUAUGUACAUAACCUUCAGAAUGUCAAGCAAUGGGACAAGGAGGGUCAGCCAUCUCUUAGCCUGUCCACAAUGAGGGACUCGUCACAUGUGUCAAGGGUACAACACACGAUCUGUGCCAUCUUCCCACAUAUCAAUAUCCAGAAGAAUUCGCCGUCAAAAUCGACGUCCAGCCGAGAAGAAGAGGAUGAGUUGAUGGAAACAAUCGCGUAACACCUCUGUGUCUAACUGAAUCAUACCACUCAGUUUGCUCUACUUGUUAUCAUAACUGCAUGCACAGAAGAUUAAGGGCGUUGUUGCCACAUGACAACAUCUAGUGCUGGUACGUUAACAGACCAAGAGUUUUCCUUCCUCUUUAUUGUUUCUUUUUUCAGCUUUAUUUUUAAUCAAUAGCCAUAUUUUAUAGUUUACAAGUGGAAUGCAAAUAUGCACCUUGAAUUUAAUUGAAAUCUGAAAGGCACAAUGAUAUUAUCAAUUUUUAUUUUUUUUCUUCUCUCUGCCAAAUGCAUUGGGCAUGUACAGUAUUGUGUUUUACGGCUACUAGUGAAACUAGAUGUUGAAAUGAGGGUCUUGGACAUAUGAAUGUUCUGGGUAAACCAACAUACCUGUGUACCUUGAAAGCACAGCCAGGCUAGCUUUUCUCACCUUGUCAUGUGCCAUCAAGGCCAUACAGCUAAAACCAGAGUGUUAUCUCAGCAGUGUUAUUUGUUUACCGAAGGUAAAACUUUUGUAUGGCUCUUUUUGUAUUGUUUUCUUUUAGAAUCUCCAUUCUGAGUGUUUUUUAUUAUUAUUAUUAUUAUUAUUUUAAUCUUCUUUUUUUAGAUUUCAUUAGGUUUGAAAGUGGGGUUUAAUUUUUUGUUUUGUUUUUUAUCAAAAAUGGAGAGUGUUUUUCUAAAAAUCCGUCACGCCUCCUUUAAUGAACCAGUUUUAUUUGUCAGGAUAAUUUGUUAAUCAAGUCCGUCGACUCUAAAGCCUGGGGAAGUAGAGGGAGUAGCUUUAAUUAGUGUUCUGUUACUUUAUUCCCUUCCUUUUUAAACAGGAGCAGCUCUAAAAACGUGUCUCCAAGAAGCACUUUUGAGCCACUUUUAAAAACAACAGGCCCAAAGGUCUUGUAGGUCAUUACAAGCCAUUCGUGCACUUCAGUUUCUUGGUUCACUCUGUUUCAGCUUGUCAUUUUUACUAUAGAGUGCUACUUGCAUUUCAAGUAAAAUAUGAAGCUUUUGUUGAUCUCACUAUGAAACCAAAGCACAGAUUUGCUCUUAAGUCUUACUCACAUCUAGGUCGAGGAUUAAACAGAUAAGGAAAUAUGUUAAUUAUCUUUCCUCCAUGUUCGUGUCGUACGAUUAUUUCCCUCUUAGGUCUUCACAGAAGCGUGUGCUGUGUUUUUACCAAUGUUAUGUACCUAACAAAGCCUUAGAUCACAAUUUAUGGGUCUGUACCCAAUCAAAUGUCCUUUCAAUCACCAUGCAGGUAAAAAAAAAAACACCAUCGAGUUUUAUACUUCACACAAGCCGCUUUUGAUCCUUUUUUGUUGUUGUUGUUUGUCUCUCUUUCUGAAACAAUUACUCUCCUAAAUUUCAUUGAAUUUAUGUGUUAUGUACUACUUAAGAAUUUGAAUCUAUUUGAGGCAUGUAGUUUUAGACUUUUUCCUUUUUUUUGCCUUACUAUAUUAUUACUUGACAACAUUCAUAUAGCCGUUGUAGAUGUUAAGAUAGUAUGACAUUCAUAACUUUUUCAAACCAUAUAGAGGAUAAUGUGUUUAAAUACUCACUUCAUUCAUAUAGCUGGAUGUCUUUCUCAUUUGUUGUUGUAUUUGUCAGUUAAUUUUAUUGAUGAGAAACUUUUUGAUACAAGGAAUGAGACGAUUGUCGGAAAAGUUCCGAUUUUCCUUGUAACAUGUCAAUGUCAUGUUUGAAAAUACUAUAUUGUAUUGAAAAAAAAAAAAGUGGAUUGUCCAUGUUUGAGAGAGGAAAAAAAUUAUUUUCUACUGUAUCCAUUUCAAAGAGAUAUGUAGUUUUGUUUGAAUAUUAAGUUUGCCCUGAAUGUCAGGCCAAAACGAGCAGUGAGAUUGAUGUUGAUGUUUGUUGAGAUUUGGAGUGAGGAAAGCCGAGACUUUUGCCCCCCCGCUGGGGAAGAGUCGGACAUGCUGCAGAUAAUGAGUUCUAACCUAAGGGACGAAGGUUAACUUUUUGCACUUCUGUAUAUAGUAAAAUAAACAGAGAAAAAAAAAAACGUGUAUCAUAAUGAGAUAUUAUUUUGAAUAAAAAGAAAAAUGAUCUAUAAUUAUAAGGAAUUUUGUUAGAUUAAUUUAAAAUUCUUAAAUCAGAAGACCAGCUAAAAUUCGCUUGCAAAGAAGGGCACUAGUUUCUUGGCCAAUGCAUUCAGAGAAAGCUAUGCGCUUAUUUUAUAGGUGGCUCGUAAUGCCAGGGAAUGUUGCAGGGGAGUGGAUUUCCCCGUGUCAUGCUAACUCUAUGCCUCUGAUAUGAUGACAUAUCCAUUAAGGUCCAUAUACUCAUUUACCGGACAAGCAGUGUCCCAUGGUACAGUAGAUAACUGAAUCUAUAAAAAGUAAAAAAUAUCUUCUAUUAUAGUUUGAUUUGAUUGCAUGUAAACAAAAGAAGCUGUGUAGAUAUAUAAGGACAGACGGCACUUUGAGAUCCACAAAACCUAAAAAAAAAUAAUAAUUAGUUCUUUUGUUUCUGAAAUCAUACAUACUGUAGAUAACAUCUACAGUGUGGAGAAAUAAUACUUUUAAAAACAAGUCAUCUUACUCAAGUAUUUCCAAGCAAACAAGUUAUUUAAAAAAAAUAAUAACAUAUUAGCACUUGUCCACCUCAGAUAUGUUCAGAUAGAGAAUUACAGUCCCCACUAACUCACAAGCAGUUGUUCUUGCUUUUCUUAGCUGUGCACUCAGCAGGCGAAGGCUCGUCAUACCAAAUGCAUAUUUGGCAAAUUCCUCUUUUAAAUGAAUGUAAAAGUCAGUGUCAAUAUGUUUCUAACUUGAGGCUGCUUUGUAUAGUCGCUACACAACCAAAGCACCAUUUUCUCAAAAAAAAAUAAUACAAGACUUUUCAAGUCUUCUGGCUGCAACCAAUGUCUUUCUUCUUCCCUGCUGGGUGCACAUGUUCGCUUUUGACUGCUUUUUACUUGUAAGCGCAGACACCAGUUAUGUAUUUGCUAACAGCUGUCACAUGAUGAUGUACUAUUCUGUCUCCAGAUUUGUUUAUGCUCAUUUUAUUGUUGCCAUAUUUGACUCUUGCUGUAUGGAUGAAAACAACAACAAAAAAAUCUGAAUAAAACUAUUUGAUUUGCUCAUGCAA
Messenger RNA from Xiphophorus hellerii (green swordtail), 5857 nucleotides. RefSeq names its product muscleblind-like splicing regulator 1 (gene mbnl1). The record is from RefSeq and is a predicted model, not a curated record. Gene Ontology annotation, biological process: regulation of RNA splicing. Gene Ontology annotation, cellular component: cytoplasm; nucleoplasm. The coding region runs from base 1229 to 2476 and encodes 415 amino acids. Gene Ontology annotation, molecular function: RNA binding; metal ion binding. The transcript has 12 exons. NCBI's taxonomy places the organism in Eukaryota, Metazoa, Chordata, Actinopteri, Cyprinodontiformes, Poeciliidae.